UCUUCCUCCUCCUCCAUUGGAACAAACGCUGCAUUCAUCUGGUCCAGACUGCAGACUCGCCGCUGCUGCAGGAACUUCCACUUCACUUUGGAGCAGCAGGCUCAAGUCAGGCCGACAAUGUGGAGAGUGUGCGGGGUGGUUUGCGCGUGUUGUCUCGCUCUCCUCGCCCAAGACUGUAGCGCCCAGUCGCAGAGGAGACCCUCUUUUACAUGUGGGGGAAACAUCACAGGACAAACUGGAAUAAUCGGGAGUCAGGGGUACCCUGGUGUUUACCCUCCAAAUACUAAAUGCGUGUGGAGGAUCACAGUGCCAGAGGGCAAGGUGGUGGUGCUGACGUUCCGCUUCCUCGACUUGGAGAACGACAGCCUGUGUCGCUACGACUACGUGGAUGUGUACAGCGGUCACGUCAACGGGCAGCGACUCGGCCGCUUCUGCGGCACGUUCAAGCCGGGGGCGCUGGUUUCCACAAGCAACAAGAUGACCCUUCAGAUGGUGUCGGACGCCAACACAGCCGGCAGCGGCUUCCUGUCCGUUUUCUCCGCCGCGCAGCCGAACGAGAGAGGGGAUCAGUAUUGUGGGGGCAGACUGGACAAACCUUCCGGAACAUUUAAAACUCCCAACUGGCCCGACAGGGACUACCCAGCUGGUGUCACCUGCUCUUGGCACAUAGUGGCACCAAAGAACCAGAUCAUUGAAGUCAAGUUCGAAAAGUUUGAUGUGGAGCGAGAUAACUACUGCCGCUACGACCACGUCUCCAUUUUCAACGGCGGCGAGAUCAAUGACGCCAGGAGGAUCGGGAAGUACUGCGGGGACAGCCCACCAGCGCCCGUGUUCUCGGAGGGGAACCAGCUCCUCGUUCACUUCCUUUCAGACCUCAGCCUGACCGCGGACGGCUUCAUCGGGCAUUACAAGUUCCGCCCCAAGAAGUUCUCCAUCACUACAACGCCACCGCCCACCACCACACAGCCGGUCACCACCAGGCCCAUACGUAGGGGCGGGGUCUGGUGGGGUGGCGCAUGGCGCGGAGAGUCUGCAUGUGAGUGUCUGGGCGUGAGCUGUGGCCGACAGCAGCUUCUGCCACUCAAGUACUCAGUGGAUUUGUGCCGGCAGAAGUGCAAACGACGAGGAACACUUGAGAGCAACUUUUGCUCCAGCAACUUUGUGAUUACUGGCACGGUCAUCUCGGCGGUGACGCGCGGCGGGAGCGUGCACGCCACCGUGUCCAUCAUUAACGUGUACAAAGAAGGCAACCUGGCCAUCCAGCAGGCGGGCAAGACCAUGAGCACCAAGAUGGUCAUCCUGUGUAAGAAGUGUCCGUUCGUCAGGAGAGGCUCUCUCUGUGUGACCUCACCAGGCUUGAACUACAUCUUCAUGGGCCACGUGGACGAGGAGGGCCGCGGCAAGGUGGGCCCCCACCACUUUGUGCUGGCCUUCAAGUCCAAGAACCAGAAAGCGCUCAGCGUGCUGAAGAACAAGCGCUGCUGAGGGGCAGAGCCAUGUAAAUCAACAGCUACCUGAGCAAAACAUCGUUUAGAUUAGGAUUCAUUCACUAUGCAUUAUACUUGGAGCUCAUAUAUUCCUCCUCCUCCUCAAAAAAUAAAUAAAUCAGCGACUAAAGUUCUAUUGAUUAAAAUCAGAAUAAUGCACAUAAAAAUGUAAAAAAAAAAAAUAAAAAAAAAAAAAUGAAACAAUUAUUUUACACUGAUGUUUAGCUGUUAAACAAUAUUUACUUUAAAAGUGGAUUUAUUUAAAAAAUAAAAUUAUUUUGACCAGAGUUUUAAAAUUAGCCCCAAAUUAUGUUAAUGAAGUUAAAUGAACAACCAAAAAAACGCUAAUUUAUUUAAAACUAUUUCAUGUGAUUUUUAUAAAUUAAGUACGAUUCUUCCCUGCAGCAAUUUGCCAGUCACGUGUCGAGUGCAAAGAAGUAUUAAGGGCAGCCUGAAAAGGAAAAAAGUGAAAUUACACUACGAGAUUAAAGUCGUAAUCUUACGAGAAUAAAUAUUUUUAAGAAAGAAAGUAAUGUUUUCAGAUUAAAAGUGAUAUAUUAUGUCAUAUAUUAAUAUUGCAAGAAUGAAGUUUUAUCAUCUCAAAAUACAAUAUAACAACUCUUUAUAUAAAAUAUACAACCUUUUUCUUGUACAAUGACGACUGUAAUCUUGAAACUAUACAAUAUGCCAUUUUCCCUCAAAUACAGUAUAGAUUAUUCUUGUAAUAUUAAUCUCAGUCUAAUUAUUUAUCUUUUUUUUAAGGGUGGCACUAACAAUUCCAUAUUCUAUGGAUCUGUGAAGUAUGAUGAACAUUUAAAAUUCCAAAAUUUAUGUAGAUCUUUUUUAAACAGUGCAAUAUUUGAUACAUAUUGUAUAAACUGUAUAGUACUUUAUGACCGUUACCCUUACUGUAUUGCUUUUUAAAGACAGCGCUAUUAGAUAUUUUCAUAUGACAAAGAAAAUAUGUGAAUAUUAUUUCUAUUUUAUUGUUGUCAUGCGCCUGCGAUUGGCUGGCAACCAGUUCAGGGUGUACCCCGCCUCCUGCCCGAUGACAGCUGGGAUAGGCUCCAGCACGCCCGCGACCCUAGUGAGGAGAAGCGGCUCAGAAAAGGGAUGGAUGGAUGGAUGUUGUCAUGCGCACUAAUAAAAGUCCUGUCAUAAUUUGA
Molecule: messenger RNA, 2653 nt
Organism: Phyllopteryx taeniolatus (common seadragon)
Lineage: Eukaryota; Metazoa; Chordata; Actinopteri; Syngnathiformes; Syngnathidae
Gene: pcolce2b
Product: procollagen C-endopeptidase enhancer 2b
Exons: 10
Coding region: 118-1485 (455 amino acids)
Molecular function (GO): protein binding
Source: RefSeq, a predicted model, not a curated record